AUGGAAGACAAUGAUGCAUGCAUCCAUGGCUGCCCUCAUUGCCAGCAUACGCCAUCAUUUUACUACUUCUCUACCUGUUCUUCUCCUCCCCAACAUAUCCCAAACUGUUCUUUUUUCCAUGAUCAUGAUGUCCUUACAUUGCCUUGUUCUUCUACAUGCCAACAUAAAUGUCCAUCACCGCCGCCACCUGUUAAAGCCAAAGAGAUCACGGAAAAACCACCCCUCAAGCUACGGCGGACCAAAGAAGAUAUAAUUAAGGAGACUACAAAAGAAUAUCGAAAAAAACAGCCUACGGUGAAGUCCAGGCUCCCUGAAAUAGACGAGGAAGAUCCAUGUUGGAGUGAUCCAAGUCUUUAUAUCACAGCACUUCAGCAUAGCCUAGUGAUAACUUGGACUUCUAUGAUCAGUCCCUACAUGCUAGCGGCGGUGAUGGGUGGUGGAAAUGUGGGGAAGGCCGAGGCAAUCCAGAGUUCGCUCUUUACAGCAGCCAUAAGCACAAUCUUGCAGUAUAAAUGGGGUUCUCAGCUUCCUGUGAUGAUGAAAACAUCCGACGCCUUCAUAAGCACUGCCAUCUCCAUUGCUAUAUCAACUAACAAUAAAUAUUGUGCCACACUUCUUCCACGUCAGAGGUUUAAACUAUCCAUGAGACGCAUACAAGGAGCAAGUAUUAUUGGGUCCUUACUCCAAAUCAUCAUUGGUUUCUCUGGCGCGGGGGUGCUCUUUGCAAGUCGUAUUGCUAUUGUCGCUUCUAUUCCUCUUGUUACUGUCACCGGAGUUGGGUUGUAUCAACGUGGAUUCCCUCAGUUGAAGAAGUGUAUUGAAAUUGGACUCCCAGCAAUAUUUAUUGUGAUUUUCUCAACCCAGCUUUCUUCCCGUUUUUGGAAAUCAGAAAAUAGCAUUGCUAGGCGAUUUGCAGUCACAUUAUCGGUGGCAUUGAUAUGGACUAUUUCAGAAAUUGUGACUGUUUCUGGCAAAUUCGAUAAUGUUUCUCAAGAAAAACAAGCCAACUGUCGUACUGAUCGUUCUGGACUCAUUGCUGCUGCACCUUGUCAUCCCAUUUUAUUAAUAAGACUUUAUUUUCUGCAGUCUGAUGAUGAAAGUUCUUAUCGCUCAAAAGGAUUAGAGAGUGCCCUGCCCAUUGUACCUUUUGUACUGCGUAAUGCAAUCGGGUUUCAGGGAAUUGGAACUUUUAUUGAUGCAGUGUUUGGUAUGGGACUUGGCUCCAUUGCUUCAACUGAACAUGUAGGUUUAUUGGGAUUAACAAAGCGAGUCAGCCCAAGGAUUGUGCUUGUAGCAGCAAUUUUUCUGCUUGUAUUUUCUAUGAUAGGAAAACUUGCGGUUAUUCUCGCUUCUAUACCCUUGCCAAUUGUUGCAGUUCUGUAUAUUGUAUUCUUUCCCUAUGUGGUUUCAACUGGUCUUGAAGAUAUCAAUUACUGCGAUUUGAAUAGAUUCAGGCCAAGGUUCAUUCUAGGGUUUGCUCUCUUUGCGGGUGUCUCCAUCAAUAACUACGACAGUGCAUAUGAUGUAUUUUCUGGUCAACCCCUUCCUAAUAACUCCUCCUGGUUCAAUGACUUAUUGCAAGUGAUUGCCUCAUCCCCACCAACAAUUGCAAGUGUAUUAGCCAUCAUUUUUGACGUUUUGAUGGCUAAACCCUCCAUAGAAGAAAGGAAAGAGGCUAAAGAAGGACUGAAGAAGCCAACGGAGGUGCUGCGAGUGGAUGAGGUGGAGGUGGUGCGAUUGAGACCUCUAGCAGAUGAUUUGAGGUCUUUAAUUGAUAAAAAUCAUUCAGCGGGUUCUCUCUUUGGGAAACUGUUCUCGCAAAAACAUUGAUACACUUGAAUGUAUUCAUUAUUCAGUAUAUUAAUAAUUCACUUUUUUUUUUGAAUGUUAAUAUUUCACUUUGUUAAAGAGUGAGUGUUGCGUGAUUUACAUUUAGCUAAUAAAUAAUUAUCAUGUAUUAAUUAUAAUUGAUAUAGACUCGCUUAUA
Hevea brasiliensis (rubber tree) is the source of this 1987-nucleotide messenger RNA. Its product is annotated as nucleobase-ascorbate transporter 4-like. Gene Ontology annotation, biological process: transmembrane transport. The record is from RefSeq and is a predicted model, not a curated record. The transcript is spliced from 14 exons. Gene Ontology annotation, cellular component: membrane. Bases 1 to 1830 code for a protein of 609 amino acids. Gene Ontology annotation, molecular function: transmembrane transporter activity. NCBI's taxonomy places the organism in Eukaryota, Viridiplantae, Streptophyta, Magnoliopsida, Malpighiales, Euphorbiaceae.